AGGGGCACGGCGGCCACUGAUUCGAGCAAGCAGGAGGCGGCGGCGAAGGAGACAGCUCCUCUGGGGCGGAGUAGGGCGUCAAGGUGCUGCCCAAGCCCAAGGUCGACAUGGAGAGGAAUCUGGAGGAUCUGUGGUCGUCUGCUUUUCCUGUUGGGACUGAGUGGGAAAACAUUGACAUUGAUAAGAUAAAGGAAUUCAAUUGGAACUUCGAAAAUUUAGAGAAAACACUAGAGGAAGGGGGGGAACUAUAUGGGAAGACGGUUUACUUGUUUGGAAGCACGGAGCCACAACUAUUGGAUGUUAAUGGUGAAUUGAAGAUAGUGGUUGUUCCUGUUGUAGUUGCUGUUGACUGUCCUUUUCCUCCAUCAGAUAAGAUUGCCAUAGAUUUUGUUCGAACGGGAAAAGAAGAAAUAGUACCAAUGAAAGAGAUGAAGAUGUCAUGGGUGCCUUAUGUUCCUCUUCAGGACCGGUCUGGCAGGAUUGGAAGUUUGAAAACAAAAAUCUUCACUCUCUGUUGCACCCAGCGGAGGUCUGCCCAAACUGAGAGAGCCAACAAGUUCUACUACUACACGCCCUACAUGCCACUAAAUCCUCAUGGCACAGUUGUCCGCGUCAUAUAUCCUCUAGAACCCCCGAUAGUUUGUGAUUUUGACUUGGAAUGGGAUGAUUACAAGGUUUUAGCUCAUAAGCUAGUCAAAGAUGAGGGGUUGCCAGAGGAUGAGAGGGAAAAAAUUGAGGAAUUUCUAAAGGAGAAGGUUAAACAAGGGAAAAUAGAACUGGAACAGGCUGAAGAGGCACGGAAGAAAGCUAUUGAAGAUAUGGACCCUAAGCAAAGAGAAGCAUAUGAAAACAUGAAACUUUACAAAUUCUAUCCUGUGAAAACCCCGGAUACACCUGAUGUUAACAAUAAGAAGUCGAGGUACAUCAACAGAUAUUAUGGCGGCGCGCAUUAUCUGAUGUAAUGGUGUUCCUGAUCUCACAUGUUUGCUAAACUGUUAUUGAUUAAUCUAUCCAACUUGAAGAGUUCUUGUUAUGGAAGCUGGGUAGAGAGCUUGGUGACAUAAGAGUGUAGUCUCGUGUUGGUCCAUUAGAUACAAUGUUGCAUCUGAACUCAGUUGUAAUGGAGCUACUGUCACUUUUCUGAGCAUCCCGUAGGCAUUGAUGUGUUUAACAUCCUGAGCUAACCAAGGAACCUCCUGACCGAUUUCAUCGGCGAGCUUCUUCAU
Messenger RNA from Lolium perenne, 1226 nucleotides. Its product is annotated as protein HEAT INTOLERANT 4. Lineage: Eukaryota; Viridiplantae; Streptophyta; Magnoliopsida; Poales; Poaceae. The record is from RefSeq and is a predicted model, not a curated record. Gene Ontology annotation, biological process: regulation of cellular response to heat.